CAGACAUGAAUUGUCACCUUGGAACGGGACCACGUCACGUGAUUGGCUACUGGGAGAUUUGAACGUAUACAGAGCAGGUCGCUUUCAUACACAGACACAUGACCAUGCGUCGUCAAUGGGACUCCCCGCAUUGUUAUUUGAAGCUUUUUUCCCCCCACAAGCGUUCAUCGCUUGACGAGAUUUGGAUCGGAACCGAGGAGCUCCCUCGAUCGCUUGCUAACUGGAGUCGGGUCAUGUCGGUGAGAUGUCCUCGAAGAUGUACCCCGAGGAGACCGUUCCCAAUUUCAUUCGAAAGAGUGUUGUCAUCGAGAGGCCUCAAAGGUAUGGCUCCAACGCUCUGGUGAUGAAGACGACGGGGCCGACGGUGGUCGAAGUGCCCAAUUCAGCCAAAGAGCCCAAGCUACCCGAGAUCAAACAGCACGUGAGGAACGUUUACUGCACCUGCGCCAACAAGAAACCCAUGAUCUCGGCGGGGGCUUUUCUGCUGCCUGCCGGCCUCCCCGCCAAGAAGAUGUUUUCAGCCGUCCCGAAGGUGUCCAAACCGCCGCUGUGUAUUGUUGACACCAACAAGGGACACAAGGAGUAUCCUAAUAAAUUCUCGGGACUGGUCCCUGUGUAUGUGAAGAAAAAGGAUUACGGCGAGAUACCCGCUUAUCUGCUGCGGCGCAAAGGAAAGCUGCCGAAGGAGGCCGGCGAUGACAAGAAACCGGAGGAGUCGGAGAUAGAAAUACAAAUAGAAAACCUCACAGACGAGGAGUGUCGGGAAAUCAUUGAGGACCUGAAAAAGAAGUGCACCAGGCUGAACCUGACCUACCAGCGCCUCCCGUUUGUCAUCGACACCCCGUCGAUGAAGAUGCGCAAGACGCGACUGGAGGCCGAUUUGCAGCAGCUGGAGAACGACCUCAAACUCCUUGAAACGUUGGUGUCCAACAAGUAGCACGAUGUGCCGGCGGGGGCUAGCGUCUCCAAAACGGGCACAUCAAAAGUCGCUCAUGGGCGGGUCAUCAUCCUCCCCCACUGGAAUCCCGUGUCAACAUGAUGAACGCUUGAUGUUACGAAACACAUUGUUUGAUAUGACGUCACCUCACUUCAAAUGUGCACCUUGACUUUGUAGCUCGACCUAUGAACCAUCCAAAUCUGGUUUUGACUCAUCUGACGUCCUAGCGUAUGACGCAGAGAUCUUUGCAGGGAUUUCUAGUCUAUGGAUAUUUUCAAAUGGUUAGUCGCAGGUAAAAUGGACAUUCCAUGAUUGUAAUUGUUACAUUAUUGAGGUAUCGUGAUGAUAAAAGGAAUCUUGGAGAACA
Doryrhamphus excisus (bluestripe pipefish) is the source of this 1304-nucleotide messenger RNA. Lineage: Eukaryota; Metazoa; Chordata; Actinopteri; Syngnathiformes; Syngnathidae. The record is from RefSeq and is a predicted model, not a curated record.